Messenger RNA from Ipomoea nil (Japanese morning glory), 2892 nucleotides. Its product is annotated as bZIP transcription factor 17-like. Gene Ontology annotation, molecular function: DNA-binding transcription factor activity. Bases 92 to 2521 code for a protein of 809 amino acids. Gene Ontology annotation, cellular component: nucleus; endoplasmic reticulum membrane. The record is from RefSeq and is a predicted model, not a curated record. Lineage: Eukaryota; Viridiplantae; Streptophyta; Magnoliopsida; Solanales; Convolvulaceae. The transcript has 2 exons.
GCUCAGUCUUCAGAAAAAGGAAAUAAGGAAAACGUUCAGCAAUAUCUCUCUCUCUCUCUCUCUGUGAUCCAUUGUCGGAAACCUACAAACCAUGGCCAAAACAGCGGUGGCGGAGCCACCGACGCCGCCAUCAAAUCUCAACCUCACCACCGCCACUGGCGCUGCCGAUGGAUUGGAGGACGUCCUCCCAAUUUCACCUCUGGAAGCCGCACACAUGUUCCAAAACGACGACGUGGUGAUGGACGACUUCGACUUCCCCUUCGACUUCUCCUUCGAUGAUUUCUGCCUUCCCUUCGGUGCGGAUAAUUCUCUCAGUCAAAAUUUCCUACCAGUUUCGCUCGACCAGGCCGGUUGUGAUCCGGUGCAGGCGCAGCUUGAUGUAGGUCCCACUUGUUACGUGCAACCCGGGUCUGGCUGUGAACCGAUCGGGGCGUUUAAGAAUUCUGCUAGCAUUUUCAAGUCGUCGUCUUCAGAACUGUGUCAUUUCUCCGCCGAUCAGAUUGCCGGAGACGCCAUGCUUCUGAAUUCUGUUUCGCCGGAGCUAAGCUCGAGCUCUUCUAGGGUUUUGGUCGUGAACUCGCCGGAAUCUCAGCAGAUUUACGGAGAUGUCUCUGGAUACCUGAAUGUUCCAUCGCCUGAGUCGAAUGGGUCUAAUCGCGAGGCUUCUCAGCGGUCUGGAAAUGAAAACCAGGGCUCGAGUGGAGAUGUGGUUUUGAAUUGUCCUUCGCCAGAGUCUGAGGGUUCGGGCAACUGUGGUCCCAACGUCUCUGCAGCGCCGGAUUUACUGUCCACGGACUCGGAUAAAUCGGUAAAUUCUUCUACUGACUUUGGCAAUAAUUCAAUAAAGAUUGGUGUGGUUGAUCAGAAAAUCAAGUUGGAGGAAUUGAAUGCUAAUAUUAACAAUUGUAGUAACUCUAUGUUAAAGAGGAAAAAACAGGCUGAAGAUACUAAUAAUGUGGAGUCUAGGAGUAGCAAAUAUAGAAAACCAGUUGAUGACACAAACACCGAGAAUAACAGUGAAAAUAAUGAUAAUAUCACUAUUGAAGAGGAAGAGAAGAGGAAAACAAGAUUAAUGAGAAAUCGGGAGAGUGCUCAGCUCUCGAGGCAAAGGAAGAAGCAUUAUGUUGAGGAGUUAGAGGAUAAAGUGAGGACAAUGCAUUCAACUAUCCAAGAUUUGAAUUCCAAGAUAUCUUAUAUAAUGGCCGAAAAUGUUAGCUUAAGGCAGCAGAUGGGUGGGAAUGGUGUGGCUGUUGCGCCCCCAAUGCCUCCCCCAGGGAUGUAUCCACCCGUUAUGUAUCCGUGGAUGCCAUGUGCCCCACCUUAUAUGGUGAAGCCACAGGGGUCGCAAGUGCCAUUAGUUCCUAUUCCAAGGUUGAAGCCACAACAAACAGUCUCAGCACCUAAGAGUAGUAAGAAAGUGGAGAGUAAGAAGAAUGAGCCAAAGACUAAAAAGGUUGCUAGUGUUACUUUCCUUGGCUUGUUAUUUUUUAUAUUGGUAGUUGGAGGAUUGGUUCCCACGGUGAAUGUAAGAUAUGGGGGAAUAAGAGAGGCAUUUACUGGGAAUACCAGGAGUGGGUACUAUGAAAAGCACCCUGCUAGAGUGUUGGCUGUUAAUAGAACUGGACAAGGUGAGAGUUCUGCGCAUGGAAAACAUUCUAGUGAUGUUACCCAUUUUGGUGUGCAAGGUCAUGGUGGUGGAGGAGGAAAGCAACAUAGUGAGCAAGAUGCUGAUGAGUUUGGUCAGUCAGGCAAUGGUAGUGUGCCCCUUGCAGCCUCCUUAUAUGUUCCGAGGAAUGACAAGCUUGUGAAAAUUGAUGGUAACUUAAUCAUUCAUUCUGUUCUGGCAAGUGAGAAAGCCAUGGCAUCUCAUGUGAGUGCUGAAGAAAAGGUUAGUCAAGAGACAGGUCUAGCAGUUCCUGAAAAUAUGGCCCCUGCUAUUACUGCUGGAAGGCAUCCUCAUAUGUACCAAGGUGCAGCUGAACGGCAAAGGGCUCUUGGUUCUGAUUCUAUGGGUAAGGACAAUAUGAGGUCAACGGGAGCUGAUGGUAGGCUACAGCAAUGGUUCAGAGAAGGCCUUGCCGGGCCGAUGUUAAGCUCUGGUAUGUGCAGUGAGGUGUUCCAGUUUGAUGUGUCAUCAGCAAUAGUUCCAGCAACUUCCAUGAGGGAUGUGUCUCUAGAAGAAACUCGGAAUAGUACAAAGUCAAAAAAGGGAAGAAAUAGAAGGAUUCUUAAUGGUCUUUCUGUUCCCCUUUCUGCAACAUCUCACAACAUCUCUGAAGAAACUGCUGAAAUAAGUGGAAACAAAGAAAAGCUGAAAGGGAAUAACAAUUCACUGUCUUCAAUGGUUGUUUCUGUGCUUGUUGAUCCAAGAGAGGGAGGCGAUGGUGACGUUGAUGGCGUGAUGGGAAAGAAGUCUCUUUCCCGGAUUUUCGUCGUUGUACUGGUAGACAGCGUCAAGUACGUCACAUACUCAUGCAUGCUCCCGUUCAAGGGCUCGGUCCCUCAUCUAGUGACUACCUGAGGAAGGAAGAGGUGUUCAAUAAAACAUAUGACAGAUAGCAAGUCCACCCAUCUUCUGAAGCAAUUUUGUAGAAAGCAAAAUGUCUAAGUAGUAGUGCUUACAGCUGAGCAAUAGCCAUGCAUGGAACUUGAAGAACCAACCCUCUGCUAGGAUGAACGAUCUGAUAGAGGAUAACACCCUGGGAAGGGAAUAUCUAAGACUUUUUUUUUUUUUUUUUUUUUUUUUUUUAAAUCUUCUGUAGCUUCUCAUGUAACCUGAACCAGAACCAUGAUGCAGCCAUUUCUAACUUGUGUAUGAGAACACAUAUAUAUUUCCCUUAUGUGUUUAUCAAUGUAAUUUAUUGUUUCUUUCAGUUCCAUUUGGAUCUGUAA